AGCCAAUCUGAGGCCUUACCAUAAGAAUGGGAGGUGAGUUAAAGUGAGAAGUGACAGUCCUUCAGAAAUAGCCAAUCUGAAUCCUGGAAUACUGAUCUGACCAUGAUCUACUGAAACAAAUAGCAAUGAAUCUCCAGGAAGAGGAAUAUUUUGCAUCUGACUGGUUGACUAGAAAACAUAAGAGAAAAAGUUCCAUUGUUGUUCUUAGAAUAACACUAAGUGAAAAGAGGGUAUUUAACUCACUGCCAAGCUUCUUCAAAUAUUCAUAUUAGAUCCUAUAAAUUAGCAGCUGUAGCAACAGAAGAGUGUUGUCCUUCCCUGGUGUCAACCAAGAAGUGUUUUUCUGAAAGGGGGAAGUCAUAACAUCCCUUUUAGUGGACUCCAGUAAUGACUGAAAGGAAAGGUUAUGCUGGAAAUGGGCUUGUUCAUGUUAAAAACCCUCAUUUGGAUUCAAUGGACGAAGAUGUUCUUUAUCACUUAAAUUUAGGAACUAAAACACACAACCUACCAGUGAUGUUUGGUGACGUAAAGUUCGUCUGCGUUGGUGGCAGCCCGAACAGAAUGAAAGCUUUUGCUCAGUUCAUGCACAAAGAACUUGGACUUGAAGGAGAUGGGAAAGACUUGAAAGAUAUUUGUGCUGGGACAGAUCGGUAUUCUAUGUACAAGGCUGGACCAGUGCUCUCUAUCAGUCACGGGAUGGGUGUUCCUUCCAUUUCUAUUAUGCUUCAUGAACUAAUCAAAUUACUACACCAUGCAAAAUGCUGUGAUGUUACUAUUAUACGCAUCGGUACUUCUGGGGGCUUAGGCAUUGACCCUGGAACUGUUGUAAUCACAGAUAUCGCAGUGGAUUCAUUUUUUAAGGCUCGGUUUGAGCAGGUGAUACUGGAUAAUAUAGUUGUACGAAGCACUGAACUUGAUAAGGACCUUGUUGAGGAGCUACUGAACUGCAGCAAAGAGAUUCAUUACUUUCCAACACUUAUUGGGCAUACUAUGUGCACUUAUGAUUUUUAUGAAGGUCAAGGACGAUUAGAUGGAGCAUUGUGUUCUUUUUCCCAUGAAAAGAAGUUGGAGUACUUAAAGAGAGCUUAUGAUGCUGGUGUAAGAAAUAUUGAAAUGGAGUCAACUGUAUUUGCUGCUAUAUGUGGACUGUGUGGUCUAAAAGCUGCUGUUGUCUGUGUGGCACUCCUUAACCGACUCGAAGGUGACCAGAUUAAGGCACCCCAUGAAGUUCUAGUAGAAUAUCAGCAACGGCCUCAGCAUCUGAUCUCAAUUUUUAUCAAAAAGCGUCUUGGGUUAUAUAACCAAAUGGAAUUACUAGACAAUGCAUUUUUCCUGAAUAACUAAGGGAAAAAUAUACCCUGCCAAUACACAAAAUGAAUGUCUUAUGUAUUUAUCUCUGUAUAUUGAUACAUAUAGGCAGACAUAAAUAUAAUGUUGCUGUGUAGUGAAUUCAAAUAUAAAUGAAACUGUUUAUAAGGAAACAGAAUGAUAGUUCCAAAUGGUUUCAAUGCAUAGUUAGUGAAAACUCUACAGCCAGUUAUAAUGUAGUCAUUUUGUCCUAUAAGGGGAUUUUACGGCAUACACAUUCACAUAAAAUUAACACCUAUCUAUAAAACACUUUCCACAUCAGAUCCCUCUACAGGCAUAAAAAGGUGUGGAGUGUAAUCACAAGUAGCCCUAGUGGGACUCAGUGAACCUGAUUUAUAAUAGGGCCUGUGGGUGUUCAGCACCUCUGAACAUCUGCCCCUGUAGUGUUCCAGGAUCCAGACCUAUCUAGGACUUGGUUUUUGUUUAAUUUUACAUAUUUAUAUAUCUGAGAAAAGGUCUGAAAUGGAAAGUAUGUAAGUAUUACUAUAACAUAAAAGGGUAGGCCACAGAAAUCCUUCUUAUAGCAAAAAUAAAAUUAUCAUCAUGGUGGAACUGCUCACUAAGUGGGUGUAGGUUUGGGCCCCAAGGUGAUUGUUUAGAAAGCCAAAACUAGGCAAAUCAGCAUUUGUGGCAUUAAUGUUCUUCAUUGAGUUUCAGCAAACACAGGUGAUAGGCAGCUUAUAAAGAGAGAAUAAAUAUUAUUGAUACAAAUUUAAUUUUACUGUAAAUUACUAACGAGUCCUGUAUCCUUCAUAUGUGUUUGCUAAUCAGCACAUAGAAAUACAAAUCAUGAUCUCUAACUUUGAAA
Molecule: messenger RNA, 2176 nt
Organism: Chrysemys picta bellii (western painted turtle)
Lineage: Eukaryota; Metazoa; Chordata; Testudines; Emydidae
Gene: UPP2
Product: uridine phosphorylase 2
Biological process (GO): nucleotide catabolic process; uridine catabolic process
Cellular component (GO): cytoplasm; cytosol
Molecular function (GO): uridine phosphorylase activity
Source: RefSeq, a predicted model, not a curated record